This is a messenger RNA of Vombatus ursinus (common wombat), 956 nucleotides long. RefSeq names its product disabled homolog 2-interacting protein-like. Bases 16 to 924 code for a protein of 302 amino acids. The record is from RefSeq and is a predicted model, not a curated record. Lineage: Eukaryota; Metazoa; Chordata; Mammalia; Diprotodontia; Vombatidae. The transcript has 5 exons.
UUCUUUCCAUCAGAAAUGGAAGCAGCUUUUCUCACAGAAAGCUGCAGUAAAGUGGGAGUGAGGAGAUCCCAUCUGAUGCCGAGGCUGAAGGAAUCGAGGUCCCACGAGUCCUUGCUCAGUCCGAGUAGCGCAGUGGAGGCGCUGGAUCUCAGCAUGGAGGAGGAAGUUGUGAUCAAGCCUGUUCAUAGCAGCAUCCUGGGCCAGGACUACUGCUUUGAGGUAACAACUUCCUCAGGAAGUAAGUGUUUUUCCUGCCGAUCUGCAGCCGAGCGGGAUAAAUGGAUGGAGAACCUUCGUCGAGCUGUGCAUCCGAACAAGGACAACAGUCGGAGGGUGGAGCACAUGCUGAAGCUCUGGGUCAUCGAAGCAAAGGACCUCCCAGCCAAGAAGAAGUAUUUAUGUGAACUGUGCCUGGAUGAUGUCCUUUAUGCACGGACUACAUGUAAGCUAAAGACAGACAAUGUCUUCUGGGGGGAACACUUUGAGUUUAACAAUCUGCCACCACUCAGGAAUAUCACAGUGCACUUGUACAAGGAGACUGACAAGAAGAAGAAAAAGGACAAGAACAACUACCUGGGGCUGGUGAACCUGGCCGUGGCCUCAGUGUCGGGGCGGCAGUUUGUGGAGAAAUGGUACCCUGUAGUGACACCCAACCCUAAGGGCAAGAGUCCUGGCCCUAUGAUCCGUAUCAAGUCCCGAUACCAGACUGUCAGCAUCCUCCCUAUGGAGAUGUAUAAGGAAUUUGCUGAGUAUAUCACCAACAACUAUAUGGCUCUGUGCUCCGCACUGGAACCUGUGCUGAGCGUCAAGAACAAGGAGGAGAUGGCGUCAGCCCUGGUGCACAUCCUACAGAGCACUGGGAAGGCAAAGAUGAUGAACAAGGUUAAGUACUUGUCCGAAAUCAUAAGAGUAACAAGUAACUGAGCCAGGAUUUGAUCCCAGGCCCUGUGAUCCCA